AUGAAGGCGACGCUGGGGGUGGUGAACCGGCGCCAGGAGGAGUGGCAACGGCAGCUCCAGUCGGUUGACGAGAAGCAGGCUGAGCUGGCUCACAUCCAGUGGAAGCUGGUCCGGGACCAGUCCUCCUCGCUAGCCAAAGAGCUGGCCAUAGUUCAGACGCAGCUGAAGGACUUGAAGGCUGAGUCCCGUCGCGCGCUGGUGGAGUGCGAGCGCGCCUUCCGGGAGAACGAAGCCAAGCUCAACGAGGAGCGAGGCCUGCGCCUCGCCAUGUUCGAGAGCUUGGAGCUGCGGAUGAAGAAGGUCAAGGCUGAUGUGGAGGUGGAGGCGCAAGAACGAUCAGCUUCAGACAGUGAGGUGCUUCAGAAGCUAAAGGUGCUGAGUGACGAGCUGAGCGUGAGGUCCCGAGAGCAGCAGGCCCAAGACCUGCAGCUCCGGCGCCUCCGGGAGGACCUCAAGGUGGCCCUGGAGGAUCUCGAUGCGCUGAAGCAGACGGUCGUGCAAGAGAUGACGGAGCGCAGAGAAGGGGAGGAUACUCUGAGCAGUUUGCUGCGAGAGGUUCGGGAGUCCAUCCUAAAGGAGACACAGACUCGGACUUCCACAGAGGAGGCCAUGAAGGAGAAUUUCCAGCAGGCGCUGGGUCAGGAGAAGGCGGACCGCACGUCGGACUGUGCCUUGUUGCGCUCCGCGGCCAAUAACCUGCAGAAGGACCUGGGGUCACUCAAGGAGGCCAUGACCCAGCACAAAGCUCGCCAGACAGAGGUAGAUCACUCCACGAGUGCCCGCUUCAAGGAGUUGCAGCGGGGCAUGGAGGAAGAGCUGCAGAAGCGCACGGCGGCGGACCAAAGGCUGGAGACGAGCCUCAAAGAGUUGGGCGCCGGCGUGGAGAGUGAGGUGGCGGCACGCGUGGGCCUCGCGGAAGAGGUGGACCAGGCGCAUCUCAGUUGUGCUCAAGUCUAUGAAGCCUCGAACCCAGACUUCGUGCGCGAGGAAACAGAGACGCAGGGCCGAAUGUCCUGGGAACAGCUGGAAGGCGAGCGGUUGGCCCAAGAUCCAGAUUGGCCGCAGGGCUCCUGCUGGGUCGCCUCCUACCUCCGCAUGCACAACACCCUGGUGCGCCGCGCCGCGGAGAUCCAGUCGGAGGGCAACCAGGCCCGGGACGAGUCCCACGCCAACGCGGGACUCGAGGCACCCUCCAUCAGGAGCUCCUUGAAGCUGCUGAAGGAGGAGGUCUUCUCACUGUGCCCGAUGCACUUCUUGAUCUCCGGCAUCCUUGUGUCCUUCCUACUUACCACGCUGAGCUUUCUGAUUCCGUGGGUUCAAGGCCGGCUUGUGGACGUGGCAGUGGAUGCAGCGAAGCGCUACGCGCAAGAGCCUCAAUCAGUUGACAUCGGAGCUGAACUUUUUGAGCCAAUAUUCUUCCUGUCCGUGCUCAUGUUCAGUAGUUACUUCUGUGAGAUCAUCGUGGGCAUUCUCUUCGCCAUUUGCGGGCACACGACCGUCACCCGACUGCGGAUCAAGCUCUUUCGAAACCUCACGGAGCAGGAGAUCUCUUUUUACGACUCCCACGUGAGUGGUGAGCUCUCCUCGCGCCUGGUGAACGAUUCCCAGGCGCUCUCGUCGCUCACACAGUUCACCACGCAGACGGUGCUGGGGGCAGUGGUGAAGUUCCUGGGGUCUCUCUUGGCCAUGUUUGCCACCCACCCCAAGCUGGCGCUCCUGGCCACCAUCAUCACUCCCAUCAACAUGCUGCUGGUGCGGCGCACCGGCAGGACGGUGGGCUACUACGGCGUGGUGCAGAACCACGCCAUGGCCAAGGCCAAUGCCGUGGCCGUGGAGGUGCUGGGAAGCAUCCGCACUGUACAGUCCAACGUGGGGGAGCGGUUUGAGGCUGAAUUCUUCAUGGAGAGAUUGAACCGGUACCUCAGGAUCAUCAAGGCCACAGUCUAUUUAGAGACUGUGCUGCGCUUUACGCAGUACGGCUUGUCCAAGGUCCGCAAUAUUGUUGUUUUGGCGGUGGCGAUGCAUCAAGUCAUCACCGGAGAACUGACCAUCGGCGGCUACACUGCUUUUGCGCAGUAUGUGGUGCUCUAUGAGGACGGCUUCAAGAACUUGGCGGACAUCUGGAUCAACUUCAAGCAAACCAUCACCGCUACCGGGAAGUUCAUCCAACUGCUCCUGAGGCGCCCAGACAUCCCCUUUGACGGGGGCCUGCGCCCCAUUCAUUGCUCCGGGCAUUUGGCCAUCAAGGGCCUCUCCUUUGCCUAUGCGGGGCGACCGGACCACCAGGUCUUGCACUCCAUGCGCCUGGAGGCGAAGCCGGGUGAUGUGGUGGCUCUGGUGGGGGAGAGCGGGGCCGGGAAGACCACCUUGGGGCGCUUACUGCUGCGGCACUACGACCCCACGGCCGGCAGCAUCACGCUGGAUGGCGUGGACUACCGGAGUUUGAACAUCCGCUGGCUCCGGGCCCAGAUCGGCUUCGUGGAGCAAGAGCCGGUGCUCUUCGAUAGGUCAUUGUGCGACAACAUCGCCUACGGCAGUGCCAAAGGUGCACCCUGGAAGGAUAUCGAGGAUGCAGCACAGCGCGCCAAUGCUCACAGCUUUAUCUCUGACCUGGCGAAGGGCUAUGAGACGCACCCCGGGGAGCGUGCGGCCCGCAUCUCGGGGGGGCAGAAGCAGCGUGUAGCCAUCGCGCGCGCCAUCGUUCGAAAGCCCAAGGUUCUGGUGCUGGACGAAGCCACCAGUGCGCUGGACAGCGAGAACGAGUCCAUUGUGCAGCAAGCCCUUGAUGAGCUGAUGAAAGGAAAGACCACUUUCAUCAUUGCCCACCGGCUUUCUACAGUCGUGCGAUCAAGCAAGAUCCUGGUCUUGGAGAAGGGCAAAGUUGUCGAAGAGGGCACCCACGAUGAGCUCGUUGCCAACGAGACAUCCAGGUCCAAGGUGAAGAAUCUGGUCUGCGAGCAGGGCGAACUCGCAAAGCAAGCGCUUGAUUCAGCGCGGAAGCAGAUCCAAGAGCAACUGGAUAGAGAGAGAGGAGCGCGCGAGGUGCUACAGGGCAAGCUGCAAUCGAGCCUUGAAGACCAGCGGCUGAUGGCCCUGGAGAACGGGGACAAGCUGGAGCAGCAGCUCCGGGACUUGGAACAAAGGUUCCAGGAGCAGCUCACCCUCGAGCUGCGGGAUAUGGAGGCUGCUCAGCUUCGACUCUCCGAGGAGACCAUCCGACAGCUGCGAGACCUGCGUGAGAAUUUCUCUGAGAGCCUCGCGGAGGAGCGCUCCUCCCGCGAGGCUCAGAACUCCUCCCUGGAGGAUCAUGUGGAUUUCCUGGAGGGCUUCUUUCAGGAUGCUCGAGAUCUUUUCAUCCAGCGCGGCCAGCGGCAGAGGCGCGGCAAGAUCGCAAACUCUCCGCGGACCAGGCCUUUGGAUGCUUUAGCCACGGAUAUGCUUACGCCGCGCAGGCUAGCAGACACACGAGCUUUGCAGAGCAUCGGCGGCUUCGAGUGA
Effrenium voratum is the source of this 3498-nucleotide messenger RNA. The record is from the annotation of a GenBank genome assembly. NCBI's taxonomy places the organism in Eukaryota, Dinophyceae, Suessiales, Symbiodiniaceae.